This is a messenger RNA of Emys orbicularis (European pond turtle), 1146 nucleotides long. It is a transcript of the gene EBI3, whose product is annotated as Epstein-Barr virus induced 3. The coding region runs from base 1 to 1146 and encodes 381 amino acids. The record is from RefSeq and is a predicted model, not a curated record. Lineage: Eukaryota; Metazoa; Chordata; Testudines; Emydidae. The transcript is spliced from 7 exons. Gene Ontology annotation, molecular function: protein binding; cytokine receptor activity. Gene Ontology annotation, cellular component: membrane.
AUGUCUGAUUACCUGCCCCGUGGGCAGGUGGCGUAUGUGUGCAUUUGGUGCAAGGAGCUCCUGGCCCUCAGAGACCGCGUCCGGGCUUUGGAGGCCAGGGGGGCGGAACUGGAGGAGCUAAAGGAGGCAGAGAGGUAUGUUGAUGAGGCUUUCCGGGACACUAGAUUUGUCCCACUUCCGGCGCCCGUGCUGCCGACCGGCGCCCGCUGGGAAAUGAAGUGGAUGGUGAUCGUCGCCUUGGUCCUGCCGGCCUGGUCCUCCCCCUGCAGCAGCACGGCUGGGCGCAAUGGAGAGGAGGGCCUCUGCCACGUCCAGCAUGGUGCGCUCGGCACCGACCUGCUUCUACGCUGCGACUCUGCCGGCGGGAGGGUGGAAUGGAGAGUGAAUGGCACCAAGGUGGCCGCCUCCGAGGCCGCAGCGGGAGGAGACAAGGACCAGCUCUUGCUGCAGAACGUCAGCCCGGCCCAGGAGGGGGAAUACAGCUGCCACCACCCCGGCACUGGGAAGACCCUGCGCAGGAUUCGGCUGCGGGUGGGCUCGCCCCCCGAGAAGCCUGCCGUUGACUGCUGGGCUGUCAGUUACCCCCAGACCGUCAACUGUACUUGGAAGCUGGCGUCUGAACCGCGCCUGGAGACGUAUUUCAUCACCACGUACAGGCACGGCAUGGGGGCCAAGGAGAACGAGUGUGUCCAGCCAGGGGCCGGGGCCAGCAGCUGCUCCAUCAGCGACAUCCAGAUGUUUUCCAUCACCCCCUACGUGCUGAACGUGACGGCCGUGAACCCGCUGGGCGCGACGAUGAACCUCUUCCCCUUCAUCGUGGAGCAGAUCAUCCGGCCAGAUCCCCCGGAAGACCUGAGGGUCUCCCCCAUCCCUGGGGAGAGCAAGAAGCUGCUCCUGGAGUGGCAGCCGCCCAGUUCCUGGCCCUUCCCGCAGUACUUCCCACUCAAGUACCUCAUCCGCUACACGAGGGAGGGAGCCAACAGCAACCGAACGAUCGGGCCGUACGAGCUGACCUCCUUCAUCCUGACUGGGAUCCGCCCCAGAGCCGUUUACCACGUGCAAGUGGCAGCCAAGGACUUCACGGACUACGGUGACUACAGCACCUGGAGCCCGCUGGUAUCUGGCACUCCCUGGACGCAGCCGUGA